UUCAUACCGACGAAUGGUCAUUCGUGUUGUGAGAGGUUAGAGAUUCCGAAUACAUAGCAAAAUGAAUCAGGCGAAUGUAAAUAAUUUAGUGUCAAAAUUGAGAUUUAAUAUUCAACCGAAGUACAGGACUUUGAGAAAUAAAGAUGGGCUGGAAGGGAGAAUUCGUAAGAUUCAGAAAACGUUGACUGCAUUGUUGAAAUAUGAGAGAAUUGAGCUGUAUUGGAACCGUGCGGAUGAGGUUCGAGGUUAUGUCGAUCGAUUGAUUUCUGAGGCUAUUCGGCAUGGCCCCGCACACAAGGAGACAAUGGAGCUAGCUGAUUUUUACAUCCUCGAGAAACAACUCGUGCACAAGCUUUUCAAAGUCCUUGCUCCACGGUAUCAAGAUUACACCACUUCGUACACAAAAUUACACAAAAUACAGAGGGAUUAUCCUGGGUUUAUGCACCGCAAGGCUGUUUUGGAGUUGAGAGAAAAUCCAUAUCCUGGCUUGGAACAGCCCAAUCCAUUCGAGAAGAAGCUCCUCCACAAUGUGCUAUUGGACGAAGCCAGAAAAGAAAUGAGGCUGCAGAAGUAUCAAGAAAUGGCAGAAAAUCUCACGAAAAAGGAUGCAUGAAAUGUUACCUUCUCGAGAAUUAUCUCCUAACGAUUGAAUUUCCUAGAUUUAUUUGUAAGAAAAUAAAGGUACGAAUGAUGAAU
Messenger RNA from Diachasma alloeum, 696 nucleotides. It is a transcript of the gene mRpL17, whose product is annotated as 39S ribosomal protein L17, mitochondrial. Gene Ontology annotation, biological process: translation. Gene Ontology annotation, cellular component: ribosome; mitochondrial large ribosomal subunit. The record is from RefSeq and is a predicted model, not a curated record. Gene Ontology annotation, molecular function: structural constituent of ribosome. The coding region runs from base 62 to 613 and encodes 183 amino acids. The transcript is spliced from 3 exons. NCBI's taxonomy places the organism in Eukaryota, Metazoa, Arthropoda, Insecta, Hymenoptera, Braconidae.